AUGUACUGUUGAUGACCGGGUGACACGGGUAGCGUGGUUGAACCGCAGCACCAUCCUGUACGCUGGCAAUGACAAGUGGUCUAUAGACAACCGCGUGGUCAUCCUCUCCAACACCAAGACCCAGUACAGCAUCAAGAUACACAACGUGGAUGUCUACGAUGAAGGUCCCUACACCUGCUCCGUGCAGACAGACAAUCACCCCAAGACUUCACGUGUCCAUCUCAUCGUGCAAGUUCCCCCCCAGAUUGUGAACAUCUCAUCAGACAUCACCGUCAAUGAGGGCAGCAGCGUCACCCUCAUGUGCCUGGCUUUUGGGAGACCGGAGCCCACCGUCACGUGGCGGCACCUCUCCGGGAAAGGGCAGGGCUUUGUCAGUGAGGACGAGUACCUGGAGAUCACGGGCAUCACUCGGGAGCAGUCUGGGGAGUACGAGUGCAGCGCCGUCAACGACGUGGCCGUCCCGGACGUGAGGAAAGUCAAAGUCACCGUCAACUACCCACCAUACAUCUCCAACGCCAAGAACACGGGCGCCUCGGUGGGCCAGAAGGGCAUCCUGCAGUGCGAGGCCUCGGCCGUUCCCGUGGCGGAGUUUCAGUGGUUCAAGGAGGACACCAGGUUAGCCAAUGGGCUGGAAGGUGUGCGGAUCGAGAGCAAGGGCCGCCUGUCCACGCUGACCUUCUUCAACGUCUCAGAGAAGGACUAUGGCAACUACACGUGUGUGGCCACGAACAAGCUGGGCAACACCAAUGCCAGCAUCAUCCUGUAUGGCCCUGGAGCGGUGCAUGACGGCGGCAAUGCGGCGUCCCGGGCGGGCGCCGGGCUCUGCCUUUGGGCCACCCUCCUUGCUCGUCUCCUCCUCGACUUUUGAUAAGGGAGCGGAGGGUCCCGGGAGGCCCCCGCUGCCCCCAACGGCACCCGGGGACUCGUCUCCAUGGGGCGGGC
This is a messenger RNA of Nestor notabilis (Kea), 942 nucleotides long. RefSeq names its product opioid-binding protein/cell adhesion molecule homolog. Gene Ontology annotation, cellular component: neuron projection. The record is from RefSeq and is a predicted model, not a curated record. The transcript has 6 exons. The annotation marks the transcript as partial. NCBI's taxonomy places the organism in Eukaryota, Metazoa, Chordata, Aves, Psittaciformes, Psittacidae.